ACUGGUUGGAUUAGUGGGAUGGGAAGUGGAGUAGCGCACAACAGGCCCGGGAAACAGCUCUUGAGAAAGCACUGAUGUAAUUCUGCCAGCUGAAGGCCUGAGAACAAGGAGAAGGACAAUUCUCGAGAAGCCCAGGAUUUCCUGACUGCUGCUGGCGAGAGCCGCAGGGAGCUUCAGUUUGGCUUCUGGCUAGUCCCUGCCAACUUGGGACUUCACACUACAUUGGCCAGCGCUCGCCCUGUCCGGCAUGAUGGAUUCCCGGGCUCCCAGAGUAGCUGGGCUGGACGAGACAUUGAGAAAGGAACCACCGGCGCGUACCCCGCACCCGAGCUGGGAACUUUCCUGAACAGGGCCCCCAUUCCUAACUCUGCUUCGAGGUGGGUAUCAUCAACCCCAUUUUUCAGGUGAGAAAACCGAGGUUUGGUGACUUCCCAGGGCGGGGCGGGGUUUUUUUCUGUGACCCCUCGAGUCUUCCUUGGGCCCCUCACGACUCGUAAGAUACGAACUUCCAGAGGUCUGGGGGAACCAGCAUCGGGUAUGAGAUGCCCAAGCCUUCCCAGGGACGACAGCGUGAGCGCACUUUUUGGCGAAAACUGCGCCUCCCUUGUCGCGACAGUAGUGAUUACUGUCGCUUUAAAAAGGCCGUCCCUUGAAAUAUGAAAUCCUCACCACACGGGCACCCAGACAUUUCUCCCUCACCCACACUGAUCCCCACCACUGGUGACACCAGUCCUCCUUCACCGGCGAGUAGGAACUUGGGACUACAUUUCCCAAGAUCUCCCUGCAGAGGGGGUGGUGAGAAGAGCAGACUUCCGUUUCCGGCGGUCGCACUUUGGCGUGUCCGCGGCGAUGCACAUUUCUACAGCCCAAGUCCUUUCUCUGUAGCGCUCACGAGGGGACUACGUCCCCCAGCAGGCCCUGGCGCAGAGGUCAAGCGGCCCAGCUGCCAUCUUUACUGUAGUCCUGUUCCCCGUUGCCGCAGGGGAUAGCCUUAGCGCCUGGACUACAAAUCCCGACUCGCCGCCCCUUUCCCUCCGGCCGCCAUCUCGGCUGCAGGCCCCGCCCCGGCCCCGGCCAUUGUCUCAGCGGAGCGGAGCUAAGGCAGCCGGGAAGACUGCAACUCCCGUCGGGCUUUGCGCCGCCGGGUGCGGGAUUUUGGUAGUAGAGGCGGGCGGCGAGGCACUCAAUCAAGGUGGCUGAAUGAGGCGACCAGGAGAGGCUAGGUGGCCUGCCAUCUUUAUGGUAGUCUCUUUAUUCUCUCGGUUCCGCCAUGCUUAAGGAACUGUAGCAGUCUAGAAAACUACUAUUCCCAUCGCACCCAUGCGAUCGACUGCUGGUCAGGUGUACGCCCCUCUUCCGCCAUCUUGCUUGUAGUCCUCGUUCCUUUUCACCUUUCCAUUGUUCCUGACGAGUAGAAAUGGCAGCGGGAAGGCAGCAGAUGGACUGCGACUCCCGUCAGCCCUCGGCGUUGCUGACGCCCCCAAUGUCGUCGAGCAGCCGGGGGCCGGGGGCCGGAGCGCGCCGACGCCGAACCCGCUGCCGUCGCUGCCGGGCCUGUGUGCGAACUGAGUGCGGGGACUGCCACUUCUGCCGAGACAUGAAGAAGUUCGGGGGGCCCGGGCGCAUGAAGCAGUCGUGCCUGCUCCGGCAGUGCACUGCCCCCGUGCUCCCACACACAGCUGUGUGCCUCUUGUGUGGGGAGGCUGGGAAGGAGGACACAGUGGAGGGAGAGGAAGAGAAAUUUGGUUUGAGCCUCAUGGAGUGUACAAUCUGCAACGAGAUCGUCCACCCUGGCUGCCUGAAGAUGGGGAAGGCUGAGGGUGUCAUCAAUGCGGAGAUCCCCAACUGCUGGGAGUGCCCUCGCUGUACCCAGGAAGGCCGCACCAGCAAGGAUUCAGGUGAGGGGCCAGGCCGCCGCAGGGCUGACAACGGCGAGGAGGGUGCCAGCCUAGGGAGUGGAUGGAAGCUGACGGAGGAGCUGCCACUCCCACCGCCUCCACCCAGGCGCAAGGGCCCUCUACCUGCUGGCCCCCCGCCUGAGGAUGUGCCUGGGCCCCCCAAACGAAAGGAGAGGGAGGCAGGGAAUGAGCCCCCUACCCCAAGAAAAAAGGUGAAAGGAGGCAGAGAGAGGCACCUGAAGAAGGUGGGUGGAGACGCCUGCCUCCUCCGAGGAUCGGACCCAGGCGGCCCAGGCCUUCUGCCCCCCAGGGUUCUGAAUCCGAGCCAGGCAUUCUCGUCCUGCCACCCUGGGCUCCCUCCCGAGAGCUGGGAGAAACCAAAGCCGCCUUUGGCCUCCGCUGAGGGCCCAGCGGUGCCGUCCCCAUCGCCCCAGAGAGAGAAGCUGGAACGUUUCAAGCGGAUGUGCCAGCUACUGGAGCGGGUGCCUGACACCUCUUCGUCCUCUUCGGACUCAGACUCAGAUUCCGAUUCAUCAGGCACAUCGCUGAGUGAGGAUGAGGCCCCCGGCGAGGCCCGGAAUGGGCGACGGCCGGCCCGGGGCAGCUCUGGCGAGAAAGAGAACCGUGGGGGGCGGCGGGCUGUGCGCCCUGGCAGUGGGGGACCCCUGCUCAGCUGGCCCCUGGGCCCGGCUCCACCACCCCGGCCUCCGCAGCUGGAGCGGCAUGUGGUACGCCCUCCCCCUCGGAGCCCUGAGCCUGACACGCUGCCUCUGGCUGCUGGAUCCGACCACCCUCUGCCCCGGGCUGCCUGGCUUCGCGUCUUCCAGCACCUCGGGCCCCGAGAGCUGUGUGUCUGCAUGCGAGUUUGCCGGACUUGGAGCCGCUGGUGCUACGACAAGCGUCUGUGGCCUCGAAUGGACCUGAGCAGGCGGAAGUCACUGACACCGCCCAUGCUUAGUGGGGUGGUUCGCCGCCAGCCCCGGGCCCUGGACCUCAGCUGGACAGGUGUCUCCAAGAAGCAGCUCAUGUGGCUUCUGAACCGACUGCAAGGCCUGCAGGAGUUGGUGCUCUCCGGCUGCUCCUGGCUGUCUGUCUCUGCCCUGGGCUCAGCCCCACUGCCAGCCCUUCGGCUCCUGGACCUCCGCUGGAUUGAGGAUGUGAAAGACUCCCAGCUCCGAGAGCUACUGUUGCCUCCACCAGACACCAAACCAGGGCAAACGGAGAGCCGUGGGCGGCUGCAGGGGGUGGCCGAGCUGCGCCUGGCGGGCCUGGAGCUCACAGACGCCUCCCUGCGGCUCCUGCUGCGCCACGCGCCCCAGCUGAGCGCCCUGGAUCUGAGCCACUGCGCCCACGUCGGAGACCCCAGCGUCCACCUCCUCACAGCUCCCACCUCCCCGCUCCGAGAGACCCUGGUACACCUCAAUCUCGCCGGUUGCCACCGCCUCACGGACCACUGCCUCCCGCUCUUCCGACGCUGCCCGCGUCUCCGCCGCCUCGACCUGCGCUCCUGCCGCCAGCUCUCUCCUGAAGCUUGUGCCCGGCUGGCAGCUGCUGGGCCCCCUGGCCCCUUCCGCUGCCCGGAGGAGAAACUGCUUCUCAAGGACAGCUAGUUGGGUGCCCCCACCCGCCCCCAGGACUCACUGGGAGCCUGGGCCUCGGGCCUUCAUUUCCCCCCUGCUGAGAGGCCAGGUGACCCACCUCAUGACUUGGGGUUCCUCCCCAGGGACUGGAGCCAGCCUCUUCCGUCUCUUCCCCCUGCACUGAUAUCUCUGGGGGUCUCCUUCCCAUCUCCUCCCCCUUCCGCCUGCUUCAUUGUCCAUCCCCUGGGGGAGUGGGUCAGAGGUCCUGGGGGUGCUGAGCCAAAGGGAUGGUGGGAGGGGGGUUAAAGUGCAAGUCUGAGGGAGGGAGAAGGGGACGAGGGUACCUGCACACAGGAUCCUGGGAGCCUGGGCCUGGGGGAGGUGGAGGAGGGGGGGAGGGGCAGCAAG
Chinchilla lanigera (long-tailed chinchilla) is the source of this 3886-nucleotide messenger RNA. It is a transcript of the gene Fbxl19, whose product is annotated as F-box and leucine-rich repeat protein 19. Gene Ontology annotation, biological process: protein demethylation; regulation of transcription by RNA polymerase II. NCBI's taxonomy places the organism in Eukaryota, Metazoa, Chordata, Mammalia, Rodentia, Chinchillidae. The record is from RefSeq and is a predicted model, not a curated record. The coding region runs from base 1418 to 3508 and encodes 696 amino acids. The transcript has 12 exons. Gene Ontology annotation, molecular function: zinc ion binding; DNA binding; transcription coregulator activity.